GUGGUCACUUGGAGCAUUACCUGACGGUUUUCCGGCGGCAGCAUAUGCCGCCUACGCGGCCGGCAGAGGUUAUUCGGGCUACCCUAGUUUCGGACUGCCGUAUCCAACAGUCGAUCUAACUAAUGGCCAACUGACCCCCAAUAACAAUACCCCACUGUUGACCCAGGCCUUGUCAGUGAUGAACAACUACCAGGCAGCAGCGCAAGGCUUCGGGCCGCCGGCCUCGCCGCACGCCGCCAACACGCGCGGCGGCUUUCCGGCCGCCAACUCGCCCGGGCCCACCAUCGACAUGUACAACAGCUCGGCGGCGGACAGCGUCGGCUACGUGCAGGCCGCCAGUCCACAGCCCUCCUCGUUCCCGGCCAUCGCCGUCAGCAGGGCUCCCCUAAACUACAGCCCCAGAGCCAAGAUGGCGCUUCCGGCCCUCGCCGAAACACCACCCACUUUAAAAAUGACGCAAAGACAAGACAAGCUUCAAUUCCUCUGGGUCAUCCCAUUGAAGUCGAAGCUUCCAAAGCGACUGAACGGUAGAUAG
This is a messenger RNA of Brassicogethes aeneus, 535 nucleotides long. Lineage: Eukaryota; Metazoa; Arthropoda; Insecta; Coleoptera; Nitidulidae. The record is from the annotation of a GenBank genome assembly.